CGCGCCCCCGCAGCGAUGAGGAGGACCCGCGACGAGGUGGACGCGACGCUGCAGAUAGCCAAGCUGAACCCCGCGGAGCUGCUGCCGGCCGUGCAGUGCCUGGGCUUCCGCCCCGGGGCCAGCGCCGCGGCCGCCGGCGACUUCUGCCUGCUGGAGCUGGAGCCCGCGCUGUGCCAGCAGCUGGAGGCCGGACGCAGUAUGGUGAUUCGUGGUGAUAAAGAUGAGCAGGCUGUGCUGUGCAGUAAAGACAAAACGUAUGACUUGAAGAUCGCAGACACUUCCAAUAUGUUGCUUUUAAUUCCUGGUUGUAAAACUCCAGACCAGCUGAAGAUGGAAGAAACCCACUGUAACAUUAUUCACCCCGAGAUCUUUGGUUUUUCUAAUAAUUAUUGGGAACUAAGGAGAUGUAGACCUAAAUUAAAGAAGUUAAAGAGACUUUUGAUGGAAAAUACCUACGAAGGACCUGACAGUCAAAAAGAAAAGGAUUCCAAUUGCUCAAAAUAUACAACUGAAGAUUUACUUGAUCAAAUUCAGGCCAGUGAGGAAGAAAUAAUGGCCCAAUUACAAGUUCUAAAUGCUUGUGAGAUUGAAGGUUUUUGGAGGAUUCUUGAGUUUGAUUAUGAGAUGAAACUUCUGAAUCAUGUAACUCAGCUUGUGGAUUCUGAAUCUUGGUCUUUUACUAAAGUCCCUUUGAAUGUAUGCCUGCAGGAACUUGGACCAUUAGAGCCAGAAGAAAUGAUCGAACACUGUCUGAAAUGUUAUGGAAGGAGAUAUGUAGAGGAAGGUGAAGUUUACUUUGACUUGAGCGCUGACAAAAUCUGCAGAGCCACAGCGCAGAUGCUGCUGCAGCAUGCAGUGAAGUUCAACCUCGCCGAGUUUCAGGAAGUGUGGCAGCAGAGUGUUCCCGAAGGAAUGCUAACCAGGCUCGACCAGCUGAAGGGUUUGGCCUUGAUGGAUAGGCACUCAAGACCAGAAAUCAUAUUUUUGCUAAAAGUGGAGGACUUACCUGAGGACACUCAGGAGCGUUUUAAUAGUCUCUUCUCUCUAAGGGAGAAGUGGACAGAAGAAGAUAUUGCUCCAUAUAUUCAAGAUUUGUGUGGAGAGAAGCAAACCAUAGGUGCAUUACUCACCAAAUAUUCUCGAUCUUCGAUGCAAAAUGGUGUUAAAGUUUAUAACUCGAGAAGACCCAUUUCUUAAAAGAAUGACAAUCUUUUCUUUGGGACUAAAGUUCCUUUAUAACGUCACUGGUUAUAAGAAAAAGAUUCUUUUAUGCAUUUGUAUUCCAGACUUUUGAAAACCUCAUGCUAUGAGGCAUUUUUCUCCUCAUCUUAAGCAUUUUGAAACUACUGCUCUUCUUUUUAAAAAUGUAAUAGGAUAUUUCUGUCUUUCAAUUUACGUUUGUAUUAGGUACACAGUGUAAACAAGGACAGAAGAAAAGUGUUAUUUCUUAU
Molossus molossus (Pallas's mastiff bat) is the source of this 1451-nucleotide messenger RNA. RefSeq names its product DNA replication and sister chromatid cohesion 1 (gene DSCC1). NCBI's taxonomy places the organism in Eukaryota, Metazoa, Chordata, Mammalia, Chiroptera, Molossidae. Bases 16 to 1197 code for a protein of 393 amino acids. The record is from RefSeq and is a predicted model, not a curated record. Gene Ontology annotation, biological process: mitotic sister chromatid cohesion; maintenance of mitotic sister chromatid cohesion. Gene Ontology annotation, cellular component: nucleus; chromosome, centromeric region; chromatin. The transcript is spliced from 9 exons.